AUGUCAUUUNAAAAAGUCAAUGUUGAAUUUCGUUUGGGUAAAAUUGAGCAGCUUACUGAUGAUCCUGAAUUGAAAACAAAUUCAUUUGAUGUUGCUGUAUCGAAUUGUGUUGUUAAUUUAAGUCCUGAUAAGAAGAAAGUUUUACAACAAGUAUAUGAAAUGUUAAAACCUGGAGGUGAAUUUUACUUCAGUGAUAUGUAUGCUGAUCGACCAAUUCCUAAAGAGUUACAUAGCAACAAAAUUCUUUGGGUCAAAUAUACGUAUUUAGGUGAUAUCAAAUAUGCUUCGUGUACUUAUCGUUUGUUUAAGAAUAAAUCGAUUGAAGAUCUAACUACAUUUGAUAAUAAGUAUGGUGCAUUGGUAACUUACAUAACACCAAUAACUAAUUAUGAACAUGAGCUUCAAUUCGAUCAAUCAAUUACGUUAAAACUUCGUGGUCAACCUCAAUAUCUUAAUGCUGAAUUAAUCAAAAUGUUGCGCAUAUCAAGAUAUAGCGAGAAUUUUAAAAUUGAUCCAGUGACUGAUGAAAAGGAAAUAUCAGAUUUAACUACUCAACAUUAA
Rotaria sp. Silwood2 is the source of this 561-nucleotide messenger RNA. The record is from the annotation of a GenBank genome assembly. NCBI's taxonomy places the organism in Eukaryota, Metazoa, Rotifera, Eurotatoria, Philodinida, Philodinidae.